UGGGUUCGUGUAUAUGUAUAGGGGGAGAGUUGGAAGGCACAAGGACUAACGUCUUGUUGUCGAGGGCACCUUCUGACCAUGAUUGACUUUCCAUUGUGUUUUCUCUCAAGCAGACCCCACAGGCUAUUACAUGUCCGAAAAGUUUGAUGGAGUAAGAGCGCUGUGGGAUCAUAGCCAGCGAACGUUCGUAUCGCGGCUAGGAAACCGUUUCCAGGCGCCGGCCUGGUUCACCAAAGACCUUCCAUUAAACAUGACCCUCGAUGGCGAACUCUGGGGCGGCCACGGUAGCUUCCAAACCACAUCCGGUAUCGUCAAAACCGAGCUGGACAACAUCGCCCGACGGACCAUCAAGCCCGUUUCCGACGAUUCCUGGCGAGCGCUGACGUACCAGAUCUUCGACACGCCCAGCCAUGCGUCUGAACCUUUCGAGAAGCGCAUGGCCAUUCUGCAAGAUUUCAUGGCGGAACUCCCACCGGAUCAGAAGACGCUACGUCUCGUCCCGCAACGAUUAUGCACGUCGCGAGAACAUCUGAUGUCCGAAUUAAAAAAAGUCGAAAAGAAUAGCGGCGAAGGCCUCAUGCUCCGACAAGCGGAAAGCGUCUACGAAGGCAAACGAUCCAAAACGCUCCUCAAAGUCAAAACCUUCAUGGACGACGAAUGCAUGGUGCUAGAUUACACAGCGGGCAAAGGGAAGCAUGCAGGCAGAGUCGGGGCGUUGGUGUGUUUGAUGAGGGACGGGAGGCUCGUGGUUCUCGGCAGUGGGUUGGACGAUCAUGUCAGGGAGAAUCCGCCGGAGAAGGGGACUAUCGUGACGUUCCGAUACAUGGGGUUGACGCAGGGUGGGGUGCCGAGGUUUGCUACUUAUAUGGGGGAACGGGUGGAUUUUGAUCCGGAGGCGGAUGCGAGCAAGGAGGGAGGCGGGGGCGUUGUUGGGGCUUUGAAAGAGAGACCCUCUCGCAAGAAGGCAUCGCAAAAGCUCAAGAAGGGGGGGAUAUCGGCAUCGGAACCUCAAUCUGCGGACGCGGGAUCCCCAGCGCCCAAGGGGAAAAAGAAGGCGCGAAAGUCAGACAAACUUGUCGAUGCAGAAGCAGUGUCGAUAACGGAUGCAGCAAAUGCGCCGAAUGCCCCAGCGACGAAGUCCACGUCGAAAAGGAAGAAAGCGGCGGAUGGUGCGCCGAUCCUAUUGGUAUAGAGGCACCGGAGACGGCACCAAAGUCGAAACGGAAGAAAGCCGGAAAGGGAAUGAGGAGGCGCUUGGCACCGAUACUGCGUUACCCGGGAAAGGUGCCGCGGAGACACCCGAUCCGGUUGCGAAGCCGAAACGGAACGAAGUCGCGAAGGAAGCAAAGAAGAAGCCUGCGAGUUGAAGACGGCUGACAUGUUGUUUCGAGCGAACUCCAAGUCGAGCCGUCUCUCCAAGGCCCGAAGGAGAGGGCGAACGGAUCCGAUCGCAGGCGCGACAAUGCACGAUACUAGAUGGCACAGAAUCCGACCACCAUCCCUCGAGACAGAGGAUGUCUAACGAUGGGCCCACCGCCAUGCA
This is a messenger RNA of Fimicolochytrium jonesii, 1543 nucleotides long. RefSeq lists its product as uncharacterized. Gene Ontology annotation, biological process: DNA recombination; DNA repair. The coding region runs from base 131 to 1192 and encodes 353 amino acids. The transcript is spliced from 2 exons. The record is from RefSeq and is a predicted model, not a curated record. Lineage: Eukaryota; Fungi; Chytridiomycota; Chytridiomycetes; Spizellomycetales; Powellomycetaceae. Gene Ontology annotation, molecular function: ATP binding; DNA ligase (ATP) activity.